Condylostylus longicornis is the source of this 730-nucleotide messenger RNA. RefSeq lists its product as uncharacterized. NCBI's taxonomy places the organism in Eukaryota, Metazoa, Arthropoda, Insecta, Diptera, Dolichopodidae. Bases 41 to 730 code for a protein of 229 amino acids. The record is from RefSeq and is a predicted model, not a curated record. The transcript has 2 exons.
UUGAAAUCGUUACCAUAUCGCAUAUUAAAUUUUAUUUAAUAUGAAAUUCACAUUUUAUUGCCUUUUAGGCUUAUUCUUGAUAACGAAUCAGACUGACGCAAUACCAUCAUCACAUCGUGGAAUUGAGAUAGUUCUCAACACUGUAUUUGGACAAGUUUCUUCUUUAUAUAAACAAAUUCAGCUGGUUAUCUUACAACUAUCAAAUGUUGCUGAAGCUGGAAUUCGACAAAUAGAAGAAGAUUUUAUUAAAGCUGCUAUUAAUAUUUCAGACUUAGUUAAUGAUUUUGGAGAUUCUGCCAGACAAUGUAUUAAGAAGUACUGGAAAUCUUUAGAAAUCGCGAAAGCAGAAUUAAAAUCUAAUAUUUUAGAGUGCUCAAAAUCAGUUAAAAAGCAAGGCACAAAAAUAACGGAUAUUCUACAGAAACAACAAAGGGAAAUCGAGGAAAGUUCAAAAGCAUUUUAUGAAACUAUAAAUGAAUGCUUAGAAUUUAAAUCUGGCCAAAUUGUAGAAUGUAUUUUUUAUAAAAUGGGUGAACUUAAGAAUAUUGCCAGCCGUGUUACUCUUUCUACAGAACAAUCGUUAAAAAAAUCAGUAGACGAUACAUCAAAAAUUUCUAAAGAGGGAAAUGAAUGCAUACGUGGUGCUUUAGACAAAUUUGCACAAAUUCAAAAAAAUACUAGCUCUAAAAUAAGAGACUGUGUUAAAGAUUCUUGGACAGAUUAUUACUGA